This is a messenger RNA of Helicoverpa armigera (cotton bollworm), 2225 nucleotides long. RefSeq names its product glycerol kinase (gene Gk1). Lineage: Eukaryota; Metazoa; Arthropoda; Insecta; Lepidoptera; Noctuidae. Gene Ontology annotation, cellular component: mitochondrion. The coding region runs from base 169 to 1713 and encodes 514 amino acids. The transcript has 8 exons. Gene Ontology annotation, molecular function: glycerol kinase activity. Gene Ontology annotation, biological process: glycerol-3-phosphate biosynthetic process; triglyceride metabolic process; glycerol metabolic process. The record is from RefSeq and is a predicted model, not a curated record.
UUUGCAGAGUGUGCUCUCUCUCUCUUGUUACGUAGUGCACUGUACAGAUGUUUUUGUAAUGUAAAUAGUCGUACCAUUGAUAAUAAUUCAAUACGAAGAUUUAGUAUUUUUAAUGAGAUAAGAACUGCACUUUAAACUCAUUCACAGUGGAGCGUGUGAACAUUAAUCAUGUCUGGAUACGGGAAAUUCGGAGCGUUAAUUGGUGCCAUUGACGAGGGCACUUCAAGUGCGCGUUUUAUAAUUUUCAAAGCGAAUUCAUCGGAAGUUGUAGCAUAUCAUCAAAAAGAACUUGAACAACAUUUUCCCCAAGAAGGAUGGGUAGAGCAGGAUCCUUACGCUAUUUUGGAAGUAGUUACGACUUGCAUAGAAAAGGCUGUGGAGAAGCUAGAGGCAUUGGGAGGCUCGGCUAAGGAUAUUGUAGCAGUUGGAGUAACAAAUCAGCGAGAGACAACAAUUGUGUGGGACCGAAACACGGGCAAACCAUUGCAUAAUGCAAUUGUGUGGUUAGAUAUGCGCACUUCUUCCACUAUUGACAAGUUAUUAGACACAGUGCCUAACAAAACAAGGAAUAAAAACUAUUUAAAGCCACUAUGUGGACUUCCUUUAUCUCCAUACUUCAGUGCUGUAAAAUUAAGAUGGCUCAGUGAUAAUGUUGACGCUGUUAAAAAUGCCAUGAAGAAAGGAACAUGCUGUUUUGGAACUGUUGAUACUUGGAUCAUAUGGAACCUAACUGGUGGUCCUAAUGGUGGAAAGCAUGUCACCGACGUGACCAAUGCCUCUAGAACUAUGAUGAUGAAUAUUGAGAAUUUGAAUUGGGAUCCUUUGUUAUUGAAGUUCUUUGAAGUUCCUAAGAGUGUUUUACCUGAAAUAAGGUCCAGUUCAGAGGUAUAUGGUUACAUAGCUGACGGACCAAUAAAAGGUACCCCCAUAGCGGGCUGUCUUGGAGACCAGCAGGCGGCCUUAGUUGGGCAAAUGUGCUUACAGAAAGGCCAAGCAAAAGCAACUUAUGGAACUGGUUGCUUUGUACUUUAUAAUACUGGCGACAUUCGCGUUAACUCUGCCAGGGGUCUUUUGACCACUGUCGCCUAUCAACUAGGAAGUAAUAGCCAACCAUUUUACGCCUUGGAAGGAUCGGUAGCUGUCGCUGGCGCAGCAUUAGGGUGGCUAAGAGAUAACAUUGGUCUUCUGGAAAGCGCCAAGGAUUCACAAGGGCUAGCGGAGAAAGCAACCGAUAAUGGCAGUGUUGUAUUUGUGCCAGCUUUUAGUGGCUUGUAUGCCCCGUACUGGCGUCAAGAUGCGAGAGGUGUAAUAUGUGGCAUUUCUGAAGAUACGAACUCAAACCACAUCGUUAAAGCAGCCCUGGAAGCCGUUUGUUUUCAAGUGCGUGAUAUUUUGGACGCUAUGAACGAGGAUUGCGGGAUACCUCUUCAACUAUUGAAGGUCGAUGGUGGUAUGACUUCCAAUGCCUUAGUCAUGCAAAUGCAAGCUGAUUUAAUUGGUAUUAACGUCAUACGGGCUGGAUUCACUGAAAGUACAGCGUUAGGAGCAGCACUCGUUGCUUAUUGGGGUGUCGAACCUUCCAAACAGGGUUCAGCUAUACCGAUGACAAGUGGUACCACAUAUUCAUCUCUCAUUACCGAUGACGAGCGUGAUAUGAGAUACAAGCAGUGGAAAAUGGCUGUAGACAGGUCUUUAGGAUGGGAGCAAAACUAAAAACAAUAGAAGAAGCCUUAUACGAAACCGGACAAGUUCCAAUUGAAAGCAAUAACACAAAACAGACAGAUCACAUAUUUUAUAUAGUAAUUUACUGUACGACAGAGAUACAGCUUUAAAUAUUUAAGGCCUUUUUAUAACCAUAUCUCUACGAAUAAUACCUAUAUACUGUUAAAGUGCUAUACGUUAUAAAAAUCGCUUAAACGCUUGCGUUAGUAGGAAGUAAUCUAUGUUACUCAGCUUACGGCUACGGUUUUAUUUCAUUGGGAUUGUUUUCUAAGAUCAUUCAAACUUUUCUGCUUCUCGUUAGUAAUACAACCUAUAUUCAAGUACAUAAAAGAUAUUAAACUUGCCAUUGUUACAAUAUGAAUGUUACAUGUACAGUUAAUUUAUAUUGUUGUAAACAAAAAGUUGAUUUGCGGCCUACAGACAGGAACUCAUACAAGAACUAAAGCUAUUUAAAAUAUUCGUCCGGUCACUCCUGGUCAACGUGGGUUAGCAGAAACAUUAGG